Molecule: messenger RNA, 814 nt
Organism: Coturnix japonica (Japanese quail)
Lineage: Eukaryota; Metazoa; Chordata; Aves; Galliformes; Phasianidae
Source: RefSeq, a predicted model, not a curated record
AUGGCUGGCAGCUCCCGGCGGCAGCGGGGCGGCGGCGGCGGCGGCCGGGGAGCGCCGAGCAUCCAGUGCCGCCCCGCCGCCCGGCCCCAUGGGGCCGCUGCCCCCCCGCCCGGCCGCCACCCCUGCUCGCUGCCCCCCGCCCCGGCGGUCCGCAGCCCCCGGCCCGCGCUCACCGCUCGGCGCGCCCCUUCCUGGCCGCUCUGCUCGGCUCGGCGCUGCUCGACGUGCCCGCUUCGACGCCGGCUCCGCCCGCACCGCGCUCAGCGGAGCUCGUCUCUCCCCGCUCCUCUCACUUCGCUCCCCGCUCCCCGGGCCGGCCCCCGCCGCCCUCUGAGCAUGCUCGCUACCGGGGACUCCCCGUCCGGUCCGGCGGAGGACGGAGUGGGAAAGCGAGUCCUAAAGCGUAUACGGGUCGUCAGUGCAGAUGUGGUCUCGUUGAGCGCGGUCCCACCGAAGGGAACGGGAAAACGUGACCCAGUCGUGGGGCUGGCGGGGCUGGAAGGGGCCGUGGAGGGAGGGCUGGGCGGGUUUCUCCGGGCGUCCGAUGUUUGGCACAGGGAAAGAAGCCGGCAAAGGACUCCCGAGUUUCGUUCGUCGCGGCUCUUCCGUGGGAUGCAUCGUUCGUCUCCGCAGGGCACGGCGCAGCCAGCAAACGGACCCUCAGCAAGAAAGAAGCAGACACGGUGCGAUUGGACUCACCGUGAACUGGGCUACAGAAGGUGCAAAUAAUACAGCAAGAGAUCACAUGUUGAACUACUAAUGAUCGGAAGAUUUUGAAGCAACAUGAAGAGAAGAAGAAGGUAUAUUGAUUUGU